AGUAAUUAUCAUGAGACUCAUGACAAAAUCGUGGGAGUUGACAACACUGCAAAGGGAAAGCUUUGAAAUAGACUCAGCGGAAAUAUGCUGUGGUGCAUGGAACAAGAGGCAUUUUUACUGCCAUGCGCAGGAAUGGAGAUAUACAUUUCUCAUCUAGUUUUCAGCGCCCCAGGACAUCAAGGAUAAUGUAGCAACAUUGGGAAGAAGUGAACCCCUGCAGACAGAAUGAAGGCUAGAGAGAAGGAUACAAUAUGAGGAAGGCAAAUCCAUACAGUACUCAAAGAUAUAGAGGCAAUGUUCUCUGCAUUAAGCUACAGUGCAAGCUUUCUGGAGCAGGAUAUGGUGAUGAUUCUGACGACUUCAAUUUAGCAGAUGCACUUGAUGACCAUCCAACCAAGCGACCUACUCCCAAGUUGCCCAAAAAGCCAGCAGGUGGAACAGGAUAUGGGGAUGGUUUGGAUGAUUUCGAUUUGUCAGAUGCACUGGAUGACCAUCCCACCAAGCAACCUACUCCCAAACUACCCAGAAAGCCAUCGGGCGGAACAGAUAUUAGCUUAUGGGAUGUGAUCCAUACCACCACAACCAAGAAGCCAAAAACCACCAAGGCUCCACCCAAAAAGAAUCCAGCAAAAGAUCCUGCGGACUUUGACUUAUCGGAUGCACUAGAUGAUCAGAAUGAUGGGAAAGGUGGUGGGAAACCAAACGUAAAACCUGGUGGAGGCUCGAAAGGUAAAGAUAACCCUUCAAGAGGUGGAAAACAGGCAUUUUCAGAUGAUGAUCUGGCCAGCGUUCUGGACGAUGGGGAGUACCAUCCUGAUAAGAAGAAAGGUGGCAGUGACUACGAUACAGGCACCACUGCCGAGACUGGGACAAUAGCAGGAAUAGCCAGUGCUCUUGUCAUGGCAUUGGUCGGCGCCGUCUCCAGUUACAUUUCCUAUCAGCAAAAGAAGUUUUGCUUCAGCAUACAACAGGGUCUUAAUGCAGAGUACGUGAAAGGAGAAAACACGGAAGCUGUUGUAACUGAAGAACCUCAAGUUAAAUAUUCAGUCCUAGAAACACAGUCAGCAGAGCCGCCACCACCACAAGACAAUGCGAAGGUCUAAAGCAUGGCCUUGGGCUGGAAGAGAAUCAGCGGCAAACACACACACAAAACCAUCUCACAUGCUUGUAAUUCAGCUUUUUAUUUAAUUUGGAUCCAAGCUGUUAAUGUGUAUUUAGACUAGAAGUGGCUUCUUGUUGAUAUAGGUGGUAGGGCUAGAAUGUCAGUGUCUCUUUAUUUUUUUUGUAAAGAGUUGUAUGUUUACAUGGAAUUUAAUAAUGUAGGAUUGAUGUCACGUGUACAAAACAACAAAAGGUGCUUCAGUAGCCUUCCAAGCAACGUUUAGGAUUUUCACGUUUGGGACAAGCAGCUGGGAUAAUGUCUUUUUCAAAGAAUGCCAGAGCGUACAGGUGUGAGGACGAUAAAGUGCCUGUAAAAUAACGAUCCAAAGCAAACCAUGCAAGAACCUUUGUAAAUCACUUCCAGCCAAUUUCUGCCAUCAGCUAUGUGCAUGCAGUGUCCAGUGUCAGCAGUGAAAAUUGUGGGUGCAGCUGAGGGUACAUUUUGCUCCUUAGAGUAGCUACACCUAAAAAUAAAGUGCCUAUGGGUAGAUCCUCAUUUAGGGGCCCCGUCUGGGGGGGUAACAAAGGCCUUUACUCAUUGGAGUCACAGAGUUGAGGGUGCACAUCAUCUCAUGCUACUAGGCUUCUACCCACCUUUAAGGACCUGAUUUUGAUACCAGAUAAUGAUACAGAUCAUUGCGAUAUGGGAUUUUGGCAGGUAACACUGCCAUACAUGGUUGUGUCUGAGAUUGGCAUUGAGCCUGGAGUGUCAGGGUUUGGCUAUGAUACUGACACUUCUGCAUUGUCAUUGAGAUUAACUGAAAACUGUGUGGAUUUAGGGACAGGUUCAGAUCUCAUUUACGCCAGAGUCACUUGAAUUCAGAGAGCUGAGUUAAAACUAAUCAAAUGUUUUUAAAAAGAUCAGGGCAUAAGGUAACCUCUGAGAAUGGUUAGAAGAAAAGAAACUGCCACUAAUGGGGUAAUUGUGUAGCAUUAUCCUCUAUGGCGUCAAGCAUCAGAGGGGUAGCCGUGUUAGUCUGGAUCUGUUAGUCUAUAAGGUGCUACAGGAUUCUUUGCAUCCUCUAUGGGGUUUCUUACACCUUUUUCUGAAGCAUUUGAUGCUGGCCACUGACAGGAUACUGUACUCACGUUAGAGCAGCGCUCUGAUCUGUGUUCCUGUUUAACUGAAGUGUAACAGAUUGAUUCUGGCCUCUGGUAGCUUGACUAUCACUUGUUACAACUUUUUUUUUUUCCUUUAUGCCCCUUUUAUUGCUGCUACAAUGUGGACACUGCCAUGUUUCAAUACAUUUUUCAAAAUUAGCCAAAUUGGGAAAAGGAGGCUUUGAAAUAUAGGAAAAGUCUUCACUUUCUCACGUGGAAAAGGUACAAAGUGUUUAUAGAAUCAGGAUGUGCAUACAUUUUGUAACGUUUUUGCAAAAAUCCCCAUUAUGUGAAUGGGAAGUAGCGGCUGAGUAAGAGUGUGUCUAGUUUUCAGUUUGAUGUACAUGCUCAGUUUUCAUGAAGGGACUUACAUGGGGCCUUGCCUGUAGGUAUUUGUAUAAGCCUAGGAACAUUUUUGUGUAACAAUUUGAUUUAAAGGAAAGUACCUAGUAGCAUUGUAAAUGUUUGCAGCAGCUGUACAAUUCCUUAUGCUCUAGUUUUUGAUACAUGCAUUUCAAAAGCCUUAUAAUAGCUUUGCAGGCAGAAAUACAUUGUUUUAUGAACGUGUUGGUAUUACAAAACAAAAUGUAACAAGCUGUUUCCAAAGUUCUCAUUUAACUAUUGGCUUCUAUGGAACUGGAGCAGGAAAAAUAGACAAGGAAUACAGCAUUCGUGCGUGCCUAGAUACUCUAGAGUCGGGUUAUCAAGGAGGAAAUGUGGUUUGUAGAAUUUUGAAGAGCACAUAAACAAACCCAGAUGCUAAUGAAGCCACAAAGCUGAAUUCAUAUGAUUGUAUAUUUCCAAAUAGUGUAGUUUGUUUCUUUCAUAGCCAAACAUAAAUAUUAGCGCUAAAGGUUAGUAUAUGGCACUGGUACAAUACCAGGAGCCAUUUUCUUGGGUAGAUCAAGUGAACUUAAUUCCGUAUUUAAUUUUUGCUGAUGAAAGAAAGUGUUUUGAUGAGUAUAGAUUGUCAAAUUUUGUUGCAUUUCUAUUGCUCUGUACAAUCACUGUGUGUGUCUACUGUACAGUGGAUUGGUGUGUUCAGGAUUGCUUACUUUAGGAAAGACCACUUAACCCUUGCAGGGAAAGUGUUAAAAGACUAGAACAUUUGAGACCUCUUAAUAAUUCACAAAUAUUUCAAUUUUCUAUUUUAAAGUCGUUUCUCUGAAAAGAAUACCAAAUUUUAGAACUCAGAAGUAGAUUGCACAGAAGCUGCUUUUUUUCCCACAGCCUUUUCCAUGAUUCUGGUAAGCAGUUAUGCCUUAAUGCAAUUUAUAAUUACAAUAUAAGAAAAAGUACAUAUAUACACAGCAGAACUACGGUUCCAAGUUUACAAUAGCAUAAUUUGGCAUCUAGGAGAAGGAGGGCUUUAAAGAGGAGACUACUGACUGAUAUUACAUUGAAAGAAAAAAAGUUGUUGCAUUCUUUCUCCCAUCCUUCAUCUCUAGAUUGUCUGUUCAAUCUGUACAACACCUCGAAUAAUUCUUACUUGUCACUUCAGUGCAAGUUAUGUUUUACUUUAUGCUUCAGGGGAAUUUGAUAGGGCUGUUACUUCCCUACUAAAGACCUUCAUAUUUAGAAAGAGGUGACAACUUAAACAAAAAAACAAAACUCUGCACUGAAACUCUGCAUACAUGAUCUCAGCCACAUUCCCCUUCGAAGUAUCCAGAGAAAAAAUAUUUGCAAGUCGAAAGUGGUAGGAUACAGGAACAGCUCAACGCUAAGUGAAAUGAUUUAAUUUUCUUUUAGUCCAAAAUAUAGCUGAGGACCUGCUGGAAGGUUAUAUACUGCCUGUGCUGUAGCCAUGCACUCACCACGCCCUGCUUUUUGGAGGUUAACUGAGACCACUUCUAAUUUAAAAUCCAUUAGUUUUCUGUACAUACAUGAAACAGAUCCUUGACAAGAAACCCUCUCUAGUCACAUAAAGCUUUGGUUUGUUACUACAUUAGUGACAUGCAUUUUCUUUUGGUAAAGUUGUAAUUGUCCUUUCAAGCCAGAGAAUUGUGACAUUCGGUUUUGACUUGACGCUUUUUACUACACCUUCAGAAUCUCUUAUUAAAAUCUCCCAUUUUCAUGUAACCCAAUAGUACAUAUUCUUAAUGACUUAUUUUGUUGUGGUAAAAGUGGAAUUAGUCCAUGAGAACCAUUUAAAAUUAAGAAAACAUUAAGAUUUAAAGUGGAAAGACAGACUUGGCUGUUAAAAUUGCUUCUGUGACAAGUGACGUUCAGAAACCAUACGGAUGAAAUUAGAUAAAGAGUAAAUUAUUUAUUUGAAUGAAUUAUUUCUUUGAAUAAAAGUAAGGCAUACAGUUUACUAAGGCAGAACUGAUCUGUACCAAAUGAAAUUUGUGUAUUAUGCUGUGAAAAGGCAGACUCAUUUUGCUAAAGUGCAUAUAAGGCUUAUAGGGAAAAAUCAGAAUAUGACUGCUGAACUACCACUGGAAAAUUAUGAAUAAAACAGACACUCAUACAGUGACA
Molecule: messenger RNA, 4740 nt
Organism: Gopherus evgoodei (Goodes thornscrub tortoise)
Lineage: Eukaryota; Metazoa; Chordata; Testudines; Testudinidae
Gene: CD99L2
Product: CD99 molecule like 2
Exons: 14
Coding region: 252-1103 (283 amino acids)
Biological process (GO): homotypic cell-cell adhesion; T cell extravasation; positive regulation of neutrophil extravasation
Source: RefSeq, a predicted model, not a curated record